Oryza brachyantha (malo sina) is the source of this 866-nucleotide messenger RNA. RefSeq names its product ribulose bisphosphate carboxylase small chain, chloroplastic. NCBI's taxonomy places the organism in Eukaryota, Viridiplantae, Streptophyta, Magnoliopsida, Poales, Poaceae. The transcript is spliced from 2 exons. The record is from RefSeq and is a predicted model, not a curated record. Bases 74 to 586 code for a protein of 170 amino acids.
AGUGAGCGGCAGGCAGAGGGCAUCAGUUCACAAGGAUAGCUAGCUAGAAGCAGCACUCAGCGCCUAACGAACGAUGGCCCCCUCCGUCAUGGCCUCGUCGGCCACAUCCGUCGCUCCCUUCCAGGGGCUUAAGUCCACCGCCGGCAUGCCCGUCAGCCGCCGCUCCGGCAGCUCCAGCUUCGGCAACGUCAGCAAUGGCGGAAGGAUCAAGUGCAUGCAGGUGUGGCCGAUCGAGGGCAUCAAGAAGUUCGAGACCCUGUCGUACCUGCCGCCGCUGAGCGUGGAGGACCUCCUGAAGCAGAUCGAGUACCUGCUGCGGUCCAAGUGGGUGCCGUGCCUCGAGUUCAGCAAGGUCGGCUUCGUCUACCGCGAGAACCACAGGUCCCCCGGGUACUACGACGGCAGGUACUGGACCAUGUGGAAGCUGCCCAUGUUCGGGUGCAGCGACGCCACCCAGGUGCUCAAGGAGCUCGAGGAGGCCAAGAAGGCGUACCCUGACGCCUUCGUGCGCAUCAUCGGCUUCGACAACGUCAGGCAGGUGCAGUGCAUCAGCUUCAUCGCCUACAAGCCCCCGGGCUCCGACUAAUCGACCGGUCACUGUGUAAUGUUUGGUUUUGGGUCAUGUUGGUUUUCUACGCCUUCUUUUCUUUCUUUGUUUUUAAAUGUUCCAUGUGUUAAUUAAGCUGUAUUGAUGUACGUAAUCUCUCGUUCCCCCAACCUGUUAUUACAAGAGUACAACAACUAGCUAUAACGUUGGGUGAGGAGGUGUGAGUGCAAGCUCUCCGGCUAUAUAUCUACGACAUAUAUGUAAUAUGAUGCCUAGAGCAUGUCCGAAUCCGUCGACAAUGAAAUUCUGGUUUUGUUAA